This is a messenger RNA of Coregonus sp. 'balchen', 290 nucleotides long. The record is from the annotation of a GenBank genome assembly. NCBI's taxonomy places the organism in Eukaryota, Metazoa, Chordata, Actinopteri, Salmoniformes, Salmonidae.
AUGUGGGCCAAAAACAAGCUGGGGGACACCUUGGAGAACUACGUGGUGUACAGGACGACGAAUCUGCCAGAAUGAGGACAGGUUUGGCGUACGAUUCAGAGGAGCUGCACUACUCCAUGGGAUCAGAGGAGGAGCUAGAGGAAAUUGCCUCCUUAGCAGAGGCCAUUCACUCUGAGAAUGGGAGGGACCAUGGCCAAGGCAGACAUGCUUCAUCCCAUGGAAGUCACAUAGACAAGCAUCAGAGUUAUCUGGUUAAAGGGAAAGGUGAAAAUGGGAGGAUGGGCUCCUGA